Molecule: messenger RNA, 1787 nt
Organism: Ostreobium quekettii
Lineage: Eukaryota; Viridiplantae; Chlorophyta; Ulvophyceae; Bryopsidales; Ostreobiaceae
Source: the annotation of a GenBank genome assembly
GUCGACUGGAGGCGCGAUGUGGCGGCGCUGAUAAUGAGACUGCCUGCUUGAUUGCCUUCACUGGCGAUGAGCUGCAAAGUGCUUUCCUCAACGAAAACUCCACAGUCGCACAAGUUGCGGAGGUGCUCAUCGAGUCUGACAGUGUUGCCGGCAUCGCCGCCGGCCUCUCCAUCCCGUCCAACUUCACCUUUGUCAGGAAUCAGACCUUCAGGAACAAGGACCCUGAUGUGAAGGCGUUGAAGGCCAUCGCACUGGCUGCUUACAACCGGACGGCAGACUGCGAGGAUGACGAUGGGAUGAAUGCCACAGUGUGUGAUGGAUUGCUAGACAAGCUGGUCGAGGCGAUCGUGUUGGCGGUGCAUCCGCUGAGAGUUGAGCCAGAACGGAACUGCACAAGGACUUUUAGACCCUUCUACAAUGGCACGGCCAUCACCAUCGAAGAGAUUUUAGCUUGCACCGAAGACUCGCCGCCUAUGCUCAUGGUGGAUUCCGAUGAGUUGAGGGCCGUACUUUCAAAUAGGACCUUAAUGAGAGCGGUUAGGCGGAGAGAUGCAAGACUGGACACCUCCCGCCGCAGGAGCCUGCUGGGCUUCCUGCGUGGCCUGCUCAGCCCCAGGUCCCUCAAGUGUGCCGACUGUGACAACGCGGACAGCUACGUGUGCGCCUACUGCUGGCAGGAGGACGUCUGCAGCGUCUUCUACUGGUGCAUGGACGCCGCCACGCCAUCGCCUCCCCCGAUGUCCCCGGCGCCCGUCUCGCCACUGGCCAGCCCCUCGCCGCCCAGCCCACUGCCGGUGCCGCCCGCCAGCCCACUGCCGGUGCCGCCCGCCAGCCCACCGCCGGUGCCGCCCGCCAGCCCACUGCCACCUGGCCCGCCGGUCGGUGCUGCAUCGGGGUCGGCCCAACCCGCUGCGCCUCGUCCCGUGAAGAAGAGGAAGGAUUUCAGAAGUCGGCAGGAGGCUCAGUGUGAAGGCGCUCCAAACAAGGACGACUGCGAGGCUUUAUUCGUGGGCAAUGAGCUGCAAAAGCGCAUCAACACGCGCAAGGUGGACGUCCGCGGCAUCGCUGAGGUGCUCAUCCAGUCGGAGAGCGCUCGGGGCAUAGCCGUGGGCCUGUCCACGCCCUCCAACUUCACCUACGUGCGGGACGCAAAGGCGCGGAACAGGGACCCCGACGUCAAGAUAUCGCGGGCCAUCGCCUUCGCAGUGCUGAACAACACCAAGGCCUGUGAUGGGGACGACGGGACGGACGCCACGAGGUGCGGCGGGCUGCUGGCCAAGCUGGUGACGGCGAUCGUGGGUGCGGUGCACCCGCGCGGAGCGCUGGGAAGCUGCAGGGAUGCGCUCUUCCCCGUCUACAAUGGCAGCGCCAUCACAGUCGAUGAAUCUGUGGUGUGCACGGAAGAUAUCCCGGAGGAACUGAUGGUUGACCCAGAGGCCCUUAAGGCCGUUUUACAGGACAGGUCUUUGCUUGAGAUGGUUCGAACACGGGAUGCAAGAAAGGACCUACCACGUCGCCGAGCCUUGCUGGCCCAUGCCGGCAGCCCUGCUGCCCACCGAUCCCUGCAGUGUGCCGACUGCAUCAACCCCGAGAGUUAUGUGUGCGCAUACUGCUGGGAGCCGGACAUGUGCAGCAUCUUCGACUGGUGCAGCGCUCUGGGAGGCCCCCGGGGCAUGGGCCUGUCAAACAGCCCGAAUCCAAACCCUCCCCCACAGACAGGGGCGCCUGGCAGGCCGCCAAUGGUCGGUGCGCCUCCCACUGUGGGAGCACCCCCUGGUGGCAGAUGA